AUGGCGAUGCCUUCGGUGUUGAAGGAUGAGCAGGGCCGUCCAUUUAUUGUCGUUCGCGACCAAGGCAAGAAGAAGAGACAACAUGGUACCGAGGCCGUGAAGUCACACAUUGUGGCCGCUAAGACCGUUGCCAACAUUGUCAAGACUUCUCUGGGUCCCCGUGGAUUGGACAAGAUUCUUAUUUCCCCCGAUGGCGAUAUUACUGUCACCAACGAUGGUGCAACCAUUCUCGGCCAGAUGGAGAUCACAAACAACGUUGCCAAGUUGCUCGUCGAGCUCUCGAAAUCGCAGGAUGAGGAAAUCGGUGACGGCACAACUGGUGUCGUGGUGUUGGCAGCGGCCAUGCUGGAGCAGGCUUCGGACUUGAUUGAUAAGGGAAUCCACCCCAUUCGGAUAGCCGACGGUUACGACCAAGCCUGUGAGAUUGCUCUCGCCGAGCUUGACAGAAUCAGUGACGAGAUCCCCUUCACCAAGGAAGACACCUCCAACCUGCUCAAGGUUGCCAAGACCAGUUUGGGCAGCAAGAUUGUUUCCAAGUCCCACGACCAGUUCGCCAAGAUUGCCGUCGAUGCUGUGCUUUCUGUUGCUGACCUCCAGCGUAAAGAUGUUGACUUUGAAUUGAUCAAGGUGGAUGGAAAGGUCGGUGGUUCCCUUGAGGACUCCCUACUGGUUAAGGGUGUUAUCGUGGACAAGGAUUUCUCCCACCCUCAGAUGCCCGAUGAGGUCCUGGACGCCAAGCUGGCCAUUUUGACCUGCCCAUUCGAGCCCCCCAAGCCCAAGACCAAGCACAAGCUUGACAUCACUUCAGUCGAGGAGUUCAAGAAGCUCCAGGAUUACGAGCACGAGAAGUUCACAGAGAUGAUUCAGAAGCUUAAGGACUCAGGGGCCAACCUGGUUAUCUGUCAGUGGGGUUUCGACGACGAGGCCAACCACUUGCUCCUCCAAAACAAGCUUCCUGCCGUCCGGUGGGUCGGUGGUCCCGAGAUUGAACUGAUUGCUAUUGCUACAAAUGGCCGCAUCGUGCCUCGCUUCGAGGAUCUGACCGCGGAGAAGCUGGGUACUGCUGGCCGUGUCCGUGAGAUGACUUUCGGUACCACAAGAGAGAAGAUGCUUGUUAUCGAAGACUGUGCCAACAGCCGUGCGGUCACUGUUUUCAUUCGUGGUAGCAACAAGAUGAUCAUUGAUGAGGCCAAGCGUUCACUACACGAUGCCCUGUGUGUGGUGCGCAACUUGGUUCGUGACAACCGUGUUGUUUACGGUGGUGGUGCUGCUGAGAUUGCUUGCUCUAUUGCUGUUGAAGAUGCUGCUGUCAAGAGCCCCGGUAUUGAGCAGUACGCCAUGCGUGCCUUCGCUGAUGCCUUGGAUGCCGUUCCCUUGGCCCUGUCUGAGAACUCUGGUUUGAGCCCUAUUGAGACUCUCGCCUCUGUCAAGUCCCGCCAGGUCAAGGAGAAGAACACUCGUCUCGGUGUUGACUGCAUGAUGACCGGUACCAACGACAUGAGAGAGCACUUUGCCAUUGAUCCCUUGAUUGGCAAGCGCCAGCAACUUCUGCUGGCUACCCAGCUUUGCCGCAUGGUUCUCAAGAUCAACAAUGUCAUUAUCUCUGGUGACGAAGACGCUGAAUUUUAG
Messenger RNA from Penicillium malachiteum, 1629 nucleotides. RefSeq names its product chaperonin-containing T-complex subunit CCT5. The transcript is spliced from 10 exons. Gene Ontology annotation, cellular component: chaperonin-containing T-complex. The record is from RefSeq and is a predicted model, not a curated record. Gene Ontology annotation, molecular function: ATP hydrolysis activity; ATP-dependent protein folding chaperone; ATP binding. Gene Ontology annotation, biological process: protein folding. NCBI's taxonomy places the organism in Eukaryota, Fungi, Ascomycota, Eurotiomycetes, Eurotiales, Aspergillaceae. Bases 1 to 1629 code for a protein of 542 amino acids.